Messenger RNA from Exaiptasia diaphana, 1111 nucleotides. Its product is annotated as glucose-6-phosphatase 2-like. The transcript has 3 exons. Bases 11 to 1096 code for a protein of 361 amino acids. Gene Ontology annotation, biological process: glucose 6-phosphate metabolic process; gluconeogenesis. Gene Ontology annotation, cellular component: membrane. The record is from RefSeq and is a predicted model, not a curated record. Lineage: Eukaryota; Metazoa; Cnidaria; Anthozoa; Actiniaria; Aiptasiidae. Gene Ontology annotation, molecular function: glucose-6-phosphatase activity.
CAAGAACAACAUGGACGUGUUGCAUGGAGAAGGAGUGCAGGCUAUUUUAUGGCUUCAGAAGACUUUGGGCUCUCAUGCUGAUAUCUUAUUAUUUCUAAGUCGUGUUGGUGACCCAGGCWCUAUUCUGCUGUAUUUUCCUAUCACAUUAUAUGCGAACAAAGCCUUGGGAGUGAUGGUGUUGUGGGUCGCUGUGAUGGCUGAAUGGACGAACCUUGUGCUAAAAUGGUUCCUCAGAGGAGAGCGUCCAUACUGGUGGAUUCAUGAAACUGAGUCAUAUAAAAACUUGGUGYUAACUCAAUAUCCCCUGACAUGUGAGACAGGACCCGGAUCACCAUCUGGUCAUGCAAUGGUUUCAACAGCAGUUUUUUUCACAAUAUUGUUGUCCAUUAUUAUACAAAUUAAGAAACAUCUUCACUCAUAUCCAAUUCUUUGUAGACUGGUCUGCUGUGCAUUGUGGAUAUGUUUUAUUACUUUUAUCUCACUAGUUUCAUUAUCAAGAGUUUUYAUCGCMACACAUUUUCCUCAUCAAGUCAUUGGAGGAGCUUUAGGAGGAAUUGCUAUCUCUUACGCAGCUCAAAAAUAUACCAAUACUUUUAUGAAAAUGACCCUAGAGAGUUGUAUGAUCAUUUCUUUCAUGCUUAUUGUAUCAACUCUUAUAAUUUAUACAAUUCUUUCUCGUGCAGUAUUUGACCCUUCAGAAUCUGUUCAGAAGGCCCAAAAAUGGUGUGCAAAUCCAGCCUACAUUCAUAUUGAAACACRACCAUUCUUUGCUCUUGUUAGAGAUUCAGGUGCRGCUCUUGGUAUCGGUYUAGGACGUUGGCUUUGUAAAACAAAYGGAUUAGAWAGUAGCAAAGUAAAGGGUUUUCUUGAAAUAGGUGCAGAGAUUUUAUUGUCUUUGCUAUUGAUUUUCCCUUUGAAGGCCUUCAAACUGUCUUUUACAAGUGAWSUGAUGUCUUAUGUUUUUGGUUAUUUCAAGAGUGCUUUGAUUGUUGUGUUGGUGUUCUUUUUUGUGCCUGCCAUUGUCAAUUUUUUUGCAGGAAUUUUUAAAAGAACUAAAGACAAAAGUGUUUARUAUAAUAAUUGWAUAUUGAARUAAAACAGUAAAAAUUGA